Neodiprion fabricii is the source of this 6654-nucleotide messenger RNA. RefSeq names its product retinal guanylyl cyclase 2. Lineage: Eukaryota; Metazoa; Arthropoda; Insecta; Hymenoptera; Diprionidae. The record is from RefSeq and is a predicted model, not a curated record. Bases 897 to 4937 code for a protein of 1346 amino acids. The transcript has 25 exons. Gene Ontology annotation, molecular function: protein kinase activity; guanylate cyclase activity; peptide receptor activity. Gene Ontology annotation, biological process: cGMP biosynthetic process; protein phosphorylation; intracellular signal transduction.
CGGGUUCCCGGCGAGGGCUCCGCUUUCCCUCCGGGUCCUCCGCGGGAAGCGCCAGAAGCGGAGGGAGGAACGCCUACGAGGGUUGCCACCGGCUCAGUUCGAUAGGGGAUGCCGAAGAACGCGCGUCGUCGUUCACCGCGGCUUCACAUAUUUUAAUUUGCGACAGCUCGGAAGGCAAAGAAAGAUUCGGAGACUCGGGUGAAAGUGUGGCUGCGUUGGUGAGAUCCGAAUACCCCGAGGUUCCCAUUGUCACGUAUUAGCUAUUUCGAUUUUUCAAAAUUUACCAUUUUUUUUUCUUUCGAUCCACCACCUCGUCUUCGGAAUAAUUGACGCUGAGUGUUUUUUAUCACGCGACUUCUCGUAUUUCUUUCACCUUUCGUGGACUGGCUGGGAGAAGAGACGAAACGUUGACACCUGUUCACGAAUGGUUUUUGAGGAAACUGAAUUACCGACGAAUUGGUGGAUCGUUGAAAUCAAAGAUUCGUGAGAUAUAAGAAGAGUAAAAAAGAACCAUCAAGCCGCGUUCAACUGUCCGAACUCUUUGAGGAUUUUAUCGACUGAGGAAGCAGAAUGUAGACAAAGAAGAAAACCAAUCGAGUUCCGAAAUUCAAAGGCGGUCACUCGAUCUGCAUAAAUCGACUCGCGCUAUUUCUUCCUGGUCUUUGUGUUCGUUUUCUCUUUUCUUAUUUCUUCACGCAAAAGUGCGAGCCCGUAUUCGUCCGGUCCGAAAUUAGGCGGGAAGAAAAAUCGUCACCAUGAGGAAAAGGAAGCUGCCUCGAAUUCAGAGGUAGAAGAAUCCACGGGCUGCAAGCUCUCUGCAACAAGAUCAAGAUUGGCGGGUGGUUUGACGCCCCGCGGGGUGGCGAGCUACCGGUUUUCCCAUCAGCCCCGGGUCCAUGGCCCCCGGCUGGUCACGCCUUCGCUGGUGGUGGUUCACCGCUCUGAUCCUGGCCGUAUGGUGGCCGAGAGCAAGGGCCGACUGGACUCGCCCCGAGACCUCGGAGCAUCGCCUGGUGCCGAGGGAUUCUCAGCGAGGAAACGAGGUCCUAAUUUACCUCAGAGAACAGUGCGAUCACGGGACGAACGUCACGGAGAUCGGCGCCCUCCUCAGUCGCUACAAUUCGACUCUGACCCUCAGCAUGCUGCCGAAAUCCGUCACCUGCGAGACUCGCUCCCGAGGGCUUGGUGCACUCGUCAACGCCCUGGGACGCAACACCACCCGGGCUCUGAUCGCAACCGUAGAACCAGACACGUGCGAAGUUGCCGCCAGGCUUGCCGACCUCUGGGACAAGCCACUGAUUACGUGGACCUGUCCGCUGAGAACUGCGGAAGAGACAGACGUAUCCUCGGUUAUCAGACUAUCUCCUUCACUUCCGGCGAUCGCACAAACUUUGGCUGAAAUUCUUGUACAUUUUCGUUGGAAGUCUGUCGCCAUGGUCAGCACAGAUCACGGCAUCUGGCCAAGCCUGGAUCACGCUAUGGUUGGUUCAUUGCGGAGUAUAGACGCGGUUCCGAGGCACCAUGUGGUCUUGUCGUCCCAUGCAAUGGCGAGACAAAUCCAUGGUGCCCUCAGGCCGCUCCACAACAUCCCUUGCAGAGCAAUCGUCCUGUGUCUUCCACCGGAUUCCGAACUCGCCACUCGAGUCCUGACCGAGCUUGAUGUUAUUCAGGGAAACCAUGCUGUGGCCUCGGCCGUCAUUCUUAUCCAGACCGAGUCCCCGGAUCUUUUCUUGCCGCCUUCGGAAGGCAGCGUAAAUCGCGCCGACAAUGACGGCCCUUCGUCUUCCAAUUUUUCAACCUCUAAUUCGUCGCGCUCCCACUCGGAACCGAAGACCAAAGUGACCGCAAAUACCAGGAGAUUGUCACCUUCGCGAAACCUCAGUGACACCAUCCGGGAGAAUUUGCUAGUUAUGGUGCCAUUUGAUCAGAGGCACAAUGUGGAACAGGUUUACAAUGGCAGUCAAACCUACCCGGAGACGACGAUAGUUGCUCGUCUCGAAGAGUGCCUCGAGAUACUGUCGAGCAGUAAUCAGGACGACGUCAAUUCGUACAACAAAAUUUACACCUACGUUCUGCUAGACUGGCGCGACAAUGGGUGGAAACCAGUCCUGAAGGUCACAAAGUCUGAAAAUGAGAUGAUCGUCAUCGAGAUCAGCAAGGACGUCAGAACCGAUGAUGGAGUCUUCGAACCACCUUGCGACGAAGACAGAGAAUGCCCUGAUGGUGUUGACCCCUUCCGAAUGGCCCACGUGAUACUGAUUAUACUGGUUUCGAUAUUCUUCGCAUUCGUCGCCAUCACGACAACGGCUUUAGUCAGGAAACACCUGCUAAAGAAGAGGAUGUCGAAGGGUCCUUACAAGAUCAUCUUGACUGCCAGUGACUUCGUAUUUCCUCAGGUUCAUGACUCGCGUCGGGUCGACGAAGGAAUCGAAGCUAUGCUUUGCUGUUGGCUUCAGCAGUUGCAGGAAUUCGGUGGUCCUGAAGUUGACAAGCCGGACCUUCUUCAGGGUAGCGUUGGCUCUUUGAAACCUCACCUGCAGACGAGCACCGGAAGCUUGGCACGCCAUACGAUCUUCAAAGAUCACCGAGCUCGCUACAAUGGGGACUUGGUUGAGCUCAAAGAGAUUCCUUGUCAAGGAGCGUUCGAGCUGAAAAGCAAAGCCAUGGACGUGAUAGUCACAAUCCACGGACUGAGACACGAGAACUUGAAUCCACUGAUAGGAUGUUUGACGGAACCAACCAGGCCUUGUCUUGUGUCCGAGUAUUGCUCCCGGGGUUCUUUGGAGGACGUUUUGGUCCAAGAUGAAAUAAAGCUUGAUUGGUCGUUCCGGUUGUCCCUGCUGACGGACCUAGUGCGGGGGAUGAGGUAUCUACACAGCAGCCCAAUUCGUAUUCACGGAUAUUUAACCUCGAGGAACUGCGUCAUAGACGCACGCUGGGUUCUAAAAGUAUCGGAUUAUGGGUUGCCGCCUUUUUACGACGCCCAGAAUGUUGUUCCGCCGGCGAAAACGGCCAGAGACCUGUUAUGGACGGCUCCGGAACUCCUCAGGCAUUCCGGGUUGAGGAAGAGAGGCACACAACCCGGGGAUGUUUACAGUUUUGGGAUAAUCAUGCAGGAGGUUGUUGUGCGAGGCGCACCCUUUUGCAUGCUCGGAUUAUCUCCCGAAGAUAUCAUAGAAAAAGUGAAAAGACCCCCACCCCUGAUAAGGCCGUCGGUAAGCAAAGGAGCAGCGCCUCCGGAGGCAAUAAAUAUCAUGAGGCAAUGUUGGGCCGAGGCGACCGAUCUGCGUCCGGAUUUCAACGCGGUCCAUGACCUCUUCAAAAAGCUGAAUCACGGAAGGAAGGUGAAUUUCGUCGACACGAUGUUCCAAAUGCUCGAAAAAUACUCCAACAACUUGGAGGAGCUCAUCAGAGAACGGACCGAGCAGUUGGACAUGGAGAAAAAGAAGACCGAACAGCUGCUGAACCGUAUGCUGCCCAGCUCUGUCGCGGAGAAACUUAAACUCGGUGAGCCGGUGAACCCCGAAGAAUUCCGCGAAGUGACUAUAUACUUCUCGGACAUCGUCGGAUUUACCACGAUAUCAGCGUACUCAACUCCGUUCCAGGUUGUCGAUCUCCUGAAUGACCUCUAUACCUGCUUCGAUGCCACCAUAAACGCGUACAAUGUCUACAAGGUGGAAACGAUAGGUGACGCUUACAUGGUGGUCGGUGGAUGUCCGGUGCGAAUACCGGACCACGCGACCCAGAUAGCGACGAUGGCUUUAGAUCUGCUUCACCAGAGCGGGAAGUUCAAGCUGCGACACUUACCGAAGACGCAGCUGAGGCUGAGGAUUGGGCUACACACCGGUCCAUGCUGUGCGGGAGUCGUUGGACUUACCAUGCCUCGGUACUGCCUCUUCGGCGACACCGUCAACACCGCUUCGAGGAUGGAAUCGACCGGUGCUGCUUGGCGAAUCCAUAUGAGUCAGGCGACUCGUGAUCGGCUAACGCAUGUCGGCGGCUACCAAAUCGAGUAUCGUGGAAGAACCGAGGUCAAGGGAAAGGGAAGACUGCCAACCUAUUGGCUCCUGGGAAAGCAGGGAUUUGACAAGGAACUGCCGACGCCGCCGCCUCUCGGGGAGAGUCACGGGCUAGACGAGAGUUUGAUAAUCGGUAACAUGCCGUUGGGGGAUCAAUCUGGACUGGAAACGCCUCAAAUAAUGAGCACUGCGUCGGACGACGAAAGUUCGGGAGAGUGCAGCGCUUCAUUGGCGACAACGCCAGCAGGAACGGCCUCUCCAUCCGGAAUGAAAUUGUCCGGAGGACCGGAACACCUUCCUCAAGACAGAUUCGAAGCGCGGAAUGCAUUUACGAGGAGAGUUUCGGCAUCCGUACAUGACGAGAAGACCCUGACGACAAGCUUCUCCCUGAAGUCCAGCGACGCGGUUGAAAUUCUUCGAGACAUCGUGAAGACUCCGGAGUAUAACUCAAGCGCCAAUGUCACCAAAAGCACAUCCGGCGACACUCAACUGUCACUCGGCACUCCGGUAUCGGCAACCGAAGUCGCCGCCGCUCUUCUCGGCGCUUCUACAACCUCUUUGACCUCCGUUACUGGAUCCGCUUUUCGCGGAAGGCACAGAAGGGUUGGCGUCAUCGACGAGGAUGAUCUCAGCACGCCUUACAAUCAUUACAGAUGUCUUUCGCCCAAUGAACACUAUGGGAAAAGCAGCGGUUGUCGAUUGCUGAAGCGACAAUUCAGCCUCGACCGUGCGGAUGAGCCUUCGUCACUAACGGAGCCGCAAUUGUGCAGACAAACGCCUCGGCUAUACAAGCAAAACAGCGCCGGGGCCGCAAACGACCUUGAACGUAUCGAAGAACACCCGGCAACUCCUGGUCCUCAGAUAUACCGACACGCAGCAUCAAUGUCUCUGUCCGUAGAGUCGCUGUCUUUGCACUAGACAACGGUCUUCAAGGUCCGUUCGAAACGCUUUCACAAAUCAAUCCAAAUCCCAAAUUUCGGAUAUCGCUCUUGCCUUGAAUUACAGAGCCUCUGAUUUGAUUACUUGAAUUUUGGAGCGAAAACUGUGGAGGACGAUGAAAGUCUCAAAAUAUACUGCGAAGGACAAUUAUUUAUUAACUACGUCUAGUGUGGAUAUCAAUCGAUAUAUAAUCAAUGAUACAUAAUGCAUGAUAGAUGGUAGAUCCUUCAGAGUGCUUCAAAUCCGUCUCAACCCGGCCGAAAGAGAAUGCAAAUCCAAAUGUUGAUACUAUUCUUGUGUAAAAAGAGAGGGAAUCAAUCGAUACUUUCCAACAAUUGAAAACAGAAGCGUAACUAUUGCUGAAGUCGGUUUCAUUUUUUUUCUAUAUUUUUCAAUCGAUGCAAAUCUGUGAAAAAAAACUUCACCUCUUUCGAAACGGUUUAGAAAAUAGAUACAACAACUUAUUCGAAACAUUUGCGAGAGUUUGCGGAUUUGUAGACUACCAGUAAUCAUAAUAAUAAUCAUAACAAUCUGCGAGGUUGAGACGGUGUAAAAGGGCUCUUAGCGAUUAGCGGAACACUUAAGUGUGACUACAAUAAAUGUGUGAAAGGGUGAAGCUUGCGGUGAUUGGAACACCUUUCCUCUAUUAUCUUAUUAAGUAUUUUCCAACGGCUGCAAGCUUCGCCCUAAUCCUGCGUCAGCAAUAAGUGAAAAUAAUAAAAGAAUAGAAAUAUUUUGACACAUAAUAAAGUAAAAGAAAAUAAAUACAGACACUAGUAGUGAUAGUAAAAAUGAUAAUGAUAAUGAUGAAAAUUAAUUCAGCCAAAAUGGCACUUGUAAUGGAAGUUCAAAUUAUAUACUGCAUUAUACAUAAAUGUAUAUGUAAUAUAUCUAUAUACAUGUAUUUGUAUGGAAGCGAACGAGGUGAUCAAGAUUCCGCCUCCCUCAUUUGCGUAUAAUGCAAUUUUUAAGAAGUGAAAUAAUCAUAAUAAUAACAAUAGUGAUAAUAAUUACUUGUACGUAAGAUUCAUCAAUUUCAAUCACUGGUUUAUAACACCAUCAAAAAUGUAGAGGACAAUCGUUAGUCGACUUGGAAAAGUUCGUCGGCUGUUGGAUAUAAUAUUUCAUUCUACAUGUAUGUAUUCCGAAUUUUCUAUUCUCAUUAUGGGAAACUAUGAUCGCGAAAAAAGCAAAUGUCGAGACACUCAAAGUUUUUAGUACGAUUUUAAAAUCAGUCUCAAAUUUCUAUCCCGUCAAUUGUACUAUUCAUGAAACGAAAAAAACAUCAUUCAUCAAAUUUUUCAAAAAUCACCGAAUGAUACCGUCGAUUGAGCGAGGGCAAAAAUUUGUUAUUCAGUCACCGUCGGGAAAAGUUUCAAGUUACAUCUGUUCUGUUGACGUAGAAAGUCGUGUGUGAUUAAUCGUUUUGUGCUGAUAAAAGUAUCUUUUUUAAUUUUUUUCCAUCAUUCUCUCUCUCUAUCUCUCUCUCUCUCUCUCUCUCGCUUUUGCAAACAAAUCGCAGCUUGUUGUCGCUUUGAGGAUUCUUGGGGAUCCCUUCUCUUGGUAUUUUAUUCACGAAACGUGCGGAUCGAGUUAGAAAUGGCGAGGCACUCAAGAGAGUAGAUCACCGCUGAAAAUGAACUCGAAAAAUGAAUCGCUUUUCUUUUUCCUUCGGCCAAUCUUCUUCUCCACAAAA